Messenger RNA from Eruca vesicaria subsp. sativa (arugula), 1949 nucleotides. The record is from the annotation of a GenBank genome assembly. Lineage: Eukaryota; Viridiplantae; Streptophyta; Magnoliopsida; Brassicales; Brassicaceae.
AUGGCUUGUGUCUCGACAUGCUUACUCAUCUCCCCUAAGCUAACUCAAUCAGAGUUCUCAUCAAAAAAGUCUUUACUUCCCCUCAGAUCUCCCGUAAAGCUAACGGAGAGGUUCCCGAGCAGUCGCCGGAAGUUCAAAAGCCAUGGAAUCACGGUGGUGAAGGCAGCGAGUAUUGAUAAGUUUAGCAACGCAAUCAGACCGGGAGGAUUGGUGGAGAGCGACAAGAUACCUACGGAUGUCAGGAAACGAGCUAUGGAAGCUGUGGACGAGUGUGGUCGGAGAGUCACUGUUGGUGACGUGGCGAGUAGAGCUGGUUUGAAUGUUAGUGAAGCUCAGAAAGCUCUUCAAGCUCUCGCUGCUGACACUGAUGGGUUUCUUGAGGUUUCGGAUGAAGGUGAUGUGCUUUAUGUUUUCCCAAGGGAGUAUCGGUCUAAGUUAGCUACUAAGUCGUUAAGGGUACAGAUUGAACCGUUUCUUGAGAAGGCAAAGGGUGCUGCAGACUAUUUAACUCGUGUUUCAUUUGGCACUGCGCUUAUUGCGUCUAUUGUUAUUGUCUACACGACUAUUAUAGUCUUGAUUUCAAGCAGAAGUGAGGAUGAUAAUCGUCAGAGAAGACGUGGGCGUGGAUAUGAUUCUGGAUUCAAUUUUUAUAUCAAUCCUAUCGAUCUAUUUUGGUAUUGGGAUCCCAACUAUUACAGAAGGCGGCGAGCUCGAGAAGAUGAAGGAAAGGAAAUGAAUUUCAUUGAAUCUGUUUUCUCCUUUGUAUUUGGAGAUGGAGACCCAAACCAAGGAAUAGAAGAAGAGAGGUGGCAGAUGAUUGGGCGGUAUAUAACUGAUAGAGGAGGUGUUGUUGCAGCUGACGAACUUGCUCCAUACCUUGAUGUGUCAUCGUCCAAGAGUGCCGCGAGCGAUGAAUCCUACAUUCUUCCUGUUCUUCUACGGUUUGAUGGUCAACCUGAGUUGGAUGAUGAGGGAAAUAUUCUGUAUCGGUUUCCAUCCCUGCAACGCUCAGCUUCCGGAUCUAGUAGAAGAAAGGAAUACGUGGGGAAAUGGUUUGACUUUGUUGCAGAUAUGGACAAGUUCUUCAAGGAGAAAAAAUGGCAAUUCAGUAAAACUAGUUCAUCCGAGAGAGCAUUGGUCAUUGGCCUAGGUGCGGUUAAUCUCUUUGGUGUCGUUGUUCUAAACUCCUUGCUAAAGGAGAUGGCUGUCACACCAAGUGGGUUCCUUACAUUUGUUAAGAACAUUUAUCCACUGCUUCAGGUAUAUGCAGGUUCAUUCUUUGCCAUCCCUUUGGUUCGGUGGUUUUCAGUCAAGAGAAAGAAUGACCAGAUAGAGAAUAGAAACAAAGCUCGGCUACAAUUUGCACGAGCACUUGAAUCUCCUGAUAUCUCUCUACGGCGUAAGUUACUAAGUGCAAGGGAUAUGGCUCAAAAUACAGUGAUAGGGAAGGAGAGGAUCGUGUAUACUACAGAUAAAGAUAUGAUUGAACAAGACUAUGAGGCAGAGGAAUGGGACAAACGAUUCCGAGAGGUGGAAAAAUCAGAUUAAAAAAAAAAGUGAAAUCAGGGACUUGUGACAGCAACUCACACUUGAUCCGGCAACACAGAACUGUCUCAAUAACUUACUUGGAUACUCAUCAAGUUGCUGCGGAUGAAAGAAGCCAUGGUACAUACUAUAUACAGACAUUGUUUGAGACAGAGGAAGUCUUUGGUUUUCUUAAGUCUCUAAAGUUAAAAAGAACUAACACAACCAUACCUGCACGCUUGGUCAUGUACUCUUGGUUUAUAUGUUAUGCAUUCAAGAGAUCCUUAGAAUAUGCGUGGUGACCAAAUCCACCGUCUCUUAUGUACAUAUGUAUAUGGAUAUACAAAAGUCCAUUUUCUUACUAUGAGAAUAAUAUGCAUUAUGAUUCUCUUUGUAUUCAUUGUCUUAUUCUAUGCUAUUGAAGU